Heterobasidion irregulare TC 32-1 is the source of this 1228-nucleotide messenger RNA. RefSeq lists its product as uncharacterized. The record is from RefSeq and is a predicted model, not a curated record. The transcript is spliced from 8 exons. Bases 1 to 1080 code for a protein of 359 amino acids. NCBI's taxonomy places the organism in Eukaryota, Fungi, Basidiomycota, Agaricomycetes, Russulales, Bondarzewiaceae.
AUGUCCGCCUUCAAUUCGAUGUACAUCGACGCCCAAACCAAUAACGCGUCGGACCUGACCGAGGCGCAAGCGAUCCACGACGCGGGUUUGAUCAUUCUGUACAACGUCACUGCGCUGGCCCUGCAGACGCUGUUUUACGGCAUAUACGUCGUGCUGAUCCUGUUUUCUACAUGGGUACUUUGCCAACGCGGAUUGCCGAGGGCCAACUUGAUGAUGCUCGUCACGAUCCUCGUCAUGUUCAUCUCUUCGACGAGCGGCUUCUGGGUGCACACUGUGACGGUCCUGAAGAGGAUCCGAAGCCUGCUCGUCGAACAGCCCGGUGAACCGAUCGCAGCCAAGCUUCCAUUGAUCAGGGACUCGUUGCGCGGCAUGGAGGGCGGCGCCUUCUACUGCUCUCUUAUCAACUUCAUACUUGGGGAUAGCAUAGUCGUCUGGAGGGCCAUGGUCCUGCAGCGUCAUAAGUGGCAGCGCUUCGUCCUAUUGUGCCUUUUCCUGUGCUCCAUCGUGGUUGCCGGGGUCGUUGGGGGCAGUCAGCUUAGGUACCUAAUCUCGCCCUCAGACCCCCUAGGUCAAAUUAUCGUCAUCAGCCGCUGCGUCUACUGGGGCCUCUCUCUGGUCAUCAACCUAUUAUGCACGUGUCUGAUCGCGUGCACAACAUGGAACUACCGCAAGGCCACUCAGCUGAUCGGCCGUCCCAUGCCCUCAAGGGCGCAGCAGAUCCUGACUCUCCUGGUGGAGUCUGCCGCUCUCUAUUCUUUCUUAUGGCUCGCGCUCAUCGUCGGCGAGUACAUCCGAAUACCCGGGCUCAGCAGCUUGGUGACCGACAUGUUCAUGCCCACAUACACACACAUCGCAGGCAUCUACCCGACAGCCAUCAUCGUCCUGGUCAAAAUGAAUCGCUCACCAUGCGGGAGCGAUGUGUCCAUCAAAACGAUGCCGCACAUGCAGUAUGCCUCCCGCGACCGUUCUGCGCAGACAGACGCCAUUCACCGGCCUCCCAGUCGAUCCAUAAUCUUCUCCGAUAACGACGACCUGGAGCACAAUAAAUAUCAAACCGAGGCAGUGUGGAAGCCUUUGUGAGCGUUUCGGCAGCAGCAGUCGAGGUUCCGUGUUCUGGCCCACUUUGUAUUGGUAUCUAUGUGUAAAACAGAAGCAGAUUUUCAGACAUGUUCUUAGGACGCACGUACCGAUGUAUCUGAUAGCGACGUUGAACCAAGUUCUCAUAUCC